GAACACCUGUACUACACUAAUGAUACAUAUACUGAGUUGCAGGGUACUUCGCGCCCAUGGACAACGCAGGGCCACACGCAGCAUCAGUUCCAUCAGGAGCGUCUAUCUUACGAGCAGUACGAAGAGCGGCUACCUUAUGGCCAACAUGCACGAAUAACACAGAAGGCGGACAAUCGGGAGAACAACGAUCGUUGGGAGCGCAUGGAAAAGAGACUUACGAAGAUGGAAACCAUGCUGGAAAGGAUCCUGCAAUGCGUCGAAAGUAACCAACGUUCUUCAACAUCCUCCAAGCUGGAUAUUCUUUCGAUAUCAUCGGUAGCAGAAUUGCGUGCGUUUGAGGACAUCGAUGAAGAGACUUACUGCAAAGUCAUGAAUUAUUUCCACUACAUCGGCAGUUUUAACCUGAAGGAAGCGAUCAAUUUAUGCUUCAAGGAGAGUCUCCAGGACGCUUUCACGCCGUGUUUGACCUGGUGGGGCCGCGAGAAGCAAUAAGAAGCAUUAUAUAACACCCGUCUGACGAAGGCUAUCUAUGAUGCUGCAUGCCGUAGCCGGUACUUUCAGAGACCUCAACGUUCCGAGUUCCAAAUACAGAUGCGAGACGCUCUUCGGACAGCGAAGGAACGACACCGCCACAGAGGACGUAAUCAAC
Messenger RNA from Harpegnathos saltator (Jerdon's jumping ant), 649 nucleotides. RefSeq lists its product as hypothetical. The transcript is spliced from 5 exons. Bases 202 to 492 code for a protein of 96 amino acids. The record is from RefSeq and is a predicted model, not a curated record. NCBI's taxonomy places the organism in Eukaryota, Metazoa, Arthropoda, Insecta, Hymenoptera, Formicidae.